This is a messenger RNA of Cryptomeria japonica (Japanese cedar), 3181 nucleotides long. RefSeq names its product protein RIK. The transcript has 12 exons. Gene Ontology annotation, molecular function: RNA binding. Gene Ontology annotation, cellular component: nucleus. The record is from RefSeq and is a predicted model, not a curated record. Bases 246 to 2222 code for a protein of 658 amino acids. NCBI's taxonomy places the organism in Eukaryota, Viridiplantae, Streptophyta, Pinopsida, Cupressales, Cupressaceae.
AAGAAAUCUCAUGUGUACAUAUAACCGCUUAACUUUGUUAAGAAAACGUACAAGCCAUUAUGUAAGAUACGGUACAAUCAGAAGAGCAGAACCAAUUAGUUUGGCCACCACCAACAUAGCCAGAAUCCGUUUUUUUCACUCUGCCCUAGGGUUCAUUAGACUUUGGUUGCAGAGCUCUUAGCUCUUCUUCUUUUAGAUUGCUCCUCUUUAUUAUUCUCAUUGUGUCGAAUUAAGGGAAAAAAAAGAUGAAAGAAGAUUCUCCCGCGAAAGUUACAGAGGACGCGGGUUCGAAUCCUGGGGCCGCGACGGUCAGACAAAGGAAGAAGAGAAAAUGGGAUCAACCGGCAGAGUCAGUUAUAUCUGCAGGAUUUCCCAUCACUGGAAUGGUAUCAGUUGCUGGAGCUGGAGCUUUGCAUGGUUUUGGGUUACCAGGCACGGUGCCUUCACUUGCUGGGGUUAUUCCAUCAGGUGUGAUGACAUCUGCUUUCAUGUCAGCAUCCCAGAUUUCCCCAGCAGUAUCUCUAGUUCAGCAGAAUGCAGCAGCAAUUGUACAGAAAAUCAACCAGGAUUUGGCAACAAAAGGAUUGUUGCCACAGCCAAAGAUUCAAGAUGAAUUAAUUGCGAGAGAAAUUGUAAUUAAUGAUGCAGAUCCUACCGUUCGGUACAAACUCACCAAACGUCAGACACAAGAAGAAAUUCAAGCAAAGACUGGAGCUGUUGUAAUAACAAGGGGUAAAUACCGUCCACCCAAUGGUCCCAUUGAAAAUGAAAAGCCUCUAUAUCUUCAUAUUUCUUCUGGAGCUCAUUUGAAAGACAUGGCAGAGCGCAUCAAAGCUGUUGAUCUAGCUGCUGCCAUGGUUGAGGAAAUAUUGAGACAAGGUCGGCAACCUCAGUCAGCUUCAACUUUGCUGUGUGGAGUCCCAGUGGCUGGUGGACUGGCAACUCCACCAUUCAGCACAGCUGUAUUUGUAGGUCUUGAGGCUGAUCCGACCUUGAAUCUUGUGAGCAGGAUUCGUGGCCCAAACGACCAGUAUAUAAAUCACAUUAUGAAUGAAACAGGAGCGACUGUUGUCUUAAGAGGAAGAGGUUCUGGAAAUUAUGAAGGGCCACUCGGUGAAGAGCUCCAGCAACCAUUGCAUUUAUUCAUUUCUAGUGACAAUGCAAAGAGCCUUGAUGAUGCAAAGUCCUUGGCAGACAAUCUUCUGGAAACUGUGCGUUCUGAAUGUCUAAAGUCUAGGCCUCCAACAUACCAGGUUGCAGUGGUGGGUUCGAGUGCUACUCCUGUUAUGCUGACUGCUUCUGUGCAGUCAUCCAUUCCCUCUUAUCAAGUUCCUUCCUAUGCUAUCAGUUCUGUCAGUGUAGGACCUUAUGCUGGUGUUUACCCACAAGCUGUAAUGUCAUACACACAAACAAAUGUACCCAAUGUGCAGUCAUUAGUUUCAGCAGAUACACUUAGUCUAAGCUCGUCGAUUCCACAACCUGGCUCAGUCAAUUCAGUAACUUCAAUGGCAACAGAGAUUAACAAGUCAUCAACUACAAGAGUUUACAAUGCAGUUCCCCCACCUCAGCAGUUGAUGUCCGAGACAGUAAUUACAAAAGCAAAUACAGUUAAAAGUGAUGUAAUGUCUGAAUUGGAAUCCUCUGCUUUAGGUACCGACUUGGCAGUGGUAGCCUCUUCAUCAUCAAAUGCAUGUAUAAGCUUGCUGGGAAACACAUCCUCGAGUAUUGCUACUUUGCUAAACCUUGCAGGCACAGGGGUGUAUCCACAACUUCAGCAGAACCAGCAAACACAAUCUGUGCAUAUUUCAGGUGCAUCUUCUGGAACAAGCUAUAAUGGGUAUGGUGGCAUAUAUCCCCAAGCUACACCGUUGCAGCAGGUAGCGCUUGCUCUUCAAAGACCGCCACCUCCGGUUUCUGUGAAGCCUGGCUCUCUGAUUUCAGCAAAUGUACCGACAAAGGCCCAAUCAAGUUAUUCCAAUGGACAAAUUGGGAAGCAGCCUCCAAAACGAAGAAAAUUUCAGGAACUUCCAGUGGCAUCAAAGCAGCCUUCACGAGACUAUCAGGUAUUUUCUCUGACCUGCUAUCGCGUUGACUCUUGCGAACCCAUCUAUGUGGAUCUUCAUUUGCAUGUUUCACAGGGUUGGAAUUUGCAGCUACAUACAAAAGGAAGCUGCAGGCAAAAGCACCAAUGCAGCUAUUCAAAUAUUGUUUUAAACCACUGAAUUGUUCUUUAGUUUUUAUAUUUUUUAUUUGUUUUAACACAUUUAUUAUUUUUCUAUAGUAUUUUUUUUGUUUGUCUUCGGUCUUCAUUGUGCAUAGAACAAUUUUCCUCAAGGGCUUCAGAGUCGAAAUCCUAUAUGUUACUAGUCUUUUGCGUGGGAAACAAUUCUGCUCAGGUCGCUUGGUUGCAUGUGUACACUCUGGAGAAUUUCUGCUUUUUUGAGGCAGCAUUGCCUUUACUGUUGGGAGUUAUUUUUCUCUAUUUUGCCCCUUUAGUGGAGUUGUGUGUGUAGGAAACCUGCACUAUACAUGUUGGCUAUUUUGAGUUGUUAAAUUGCUUCCAGCUCCUUUCAUAUUUUGCUGUAUCUAGUACAUACUGAGUUGUUGGAUCUAUUUGUUGGUUUUAAUUCUAUCCCAUCUCAUGUCCAUUUUUAGAACUAAAGCUGUAUCUCUAUCAUGCCCUAUUAGUUGAGUUGUGUAGGAAACCUGCAUUAUACAUGAUGGCUAUUUAUAUUUCUGGUUAAAUCACUUCCAGCUCCUUUCAUAGUGUGCUGGUGUCAACUACAUGCUGAUGCUGUAUUUGAAUCUAUUUGUUGGUUUUAAUUCUAUCCCACAUGUCCAUUGUUAGAACUAAAGCUGUAUCUCUAUUUUCACAAAUAACUUGUGUUGACAAAACCUAACAAUUAGCAUCAUACUGGAUACAACUUUGUGUUUCAUUUGUUAUAUGAUUUGGAUUAUGCAAAGAGCUUUUGCAUUUAUAGUUUUUCAGCAUAGUUUGAGAUACAAAUUUAUAAACCAAUGAUCUGCUGGACUUUCAGAACUCACUGCAGGGAACAGAAAUUUCUAACACAGGUGGUAUAUCCAAAGAACCAAGUGUGAAGAAGCUUCAGUCCAUGCCACCUCCGAAGGGUUUGCCUAUGGGACCACCUAAAGGCAUGCCUCCAGCACCACUUUCAAGGAG